Limanda limanda (common dab) is the source of this 2631-nucleotide messenger RNA. It is a transcript of the gene egln2, whose product is annotated as egl-9 family hypoxia-inducible factor 2. Gene Ontology annotation, cellular component: cytoplasm; nucleus. Bases 525 to 2132 code for a protein of 535 amino acids. Lineage: Eukaryota; Metazoa; Chordata; Actinopteri; Pleuronectiformes; Pleuronectidae. The record is from RefSeq and is a predicted model, not a curated record. The transcript has 6 exons. Gene Ontology annotation, biological process: cellular response to hypoxia; peptidyl-proline hydroxylation to 4-hydroxy-L-proline. Gene Ontology annotation, molecular function: ferrous iron binding; peptidyl-proline 4-dioxygenase activity; L-ascorbic acid binding.
GAGAGAGAGGAGGAGGUGGAGAGAGGAGCACAGACACAAACCGGCGUGUCUCUCUCAGUGACACACCGGGGAGAGCGGUGUGGUGGUCUCGGGUCCUCGCGUAGCUCCGGGGGGUCUCUCUCCCUCCCUGCGUCCCGGUGUCCUCCUCCUCCUCCUCCUCCUCCUCCUCUAUAUCAUAUAUAUAACCGACAAGGAACCUGGAAGGGACGCACCACACCACGCACACACACGCACACACGCACGCACGUACGGGCAAUCCCGGAAAUAGCAUGCGUACUCUCAGCCUGUCACGUAGGCUCGCGGAGGGUUUGCAGCGCUGCAGCCGCUCGUAGAUCUCACUACAGCCUCCAGAUGUUUGGAAACAAUCCAGCUGCUCCAGAGGUGUGAGUGAGACUCGGUGGGGACCACGAGGGGUCGGGACUCGGACAUGAAACUUCUCCCCCCCGCGGUGUGGCUCCGCUGCUCAGCCACAACAUGAGGAGAGGACGUGAGCUACGUGCGCACCCAGCUCAUGACGAGAUGAAAUGGAGAGCUGGGGACACACGGACCUUUUAAACCCGAGCUCCUCCCGCGGAUCAGCAGCCUCAGUCCCGCAGCAUCUGCAGCACCAGCAGCACCACCACCAGGACCAGGACCACCAGCACCAGCACCACCACCAGCACCCGGACAUGGGCUUCUGCUUGCCGGCGGCCGGGAGCCCCACCGCCGCGGAGCUCCUCGCUGGUCUGGCCUCUCAGACCGACUCACCUGGGAUCACCGCGCCGACCAAGCAGUGCAAGACCGGCGUGCCGCUCUACAGCGCCGGGGUGGUGUCUCCCUCCGCCACCGUGGAGGGCAGCCACGCAGGCGUGCACGCCCACACGCCGAGCCGCUACCCGCCACAGAUGAACCGGGUUGCGGGUGGAACUGGUGACCUGGGUUACCCCUUCACCAGCAGAGCCCACCUGGGGGAGAACGCGUUAGCGAUGAAGAGGAUGAACUGUGACCUGAGAGUCAGACAGGUGCCACCGCAGAAACGGAGGGGUGGAGACACUGUGAAUGGGCUGGUGGUGGGGUCACUGGGGUCACCGGGGUCAGGGGGCUCUGUGAGUCCUGCAUUUGGCCCCAGAGACUUGGACAUAAAGAGGAGGUGGUUGGCAGAGGGCAGCGUGGCCCACAGAUCUGCAGAGGACCCCAGGGUGGGACGGGCAGUCCCCCCACUCCCAGCCACCUUCAACUGCAGCAACAGUUCCCAAUGCAACCCAAUGACUGUCAGUCGUGUGCACUGUGUCCCCCCCCAGUCUCCCUUCACCCAUCCUGCCCUUCACACUAACCAGCACAAUGGACUCCAGGUGGCCUCCUCGGGCUCGCCACCCAGCCAGACCUCAUCCGGGGAGGCCAACUGCAUCCCGACCCCCCCACCUCCCACGGGGGCCGGCUGGUCAGCCGAGCGCAUCGCCCAGCAGUACAUCGUCCCCUGCAUGAAGUCCUACGGCAUCUGUGUGAAGGACAACUUCCUGGGCCUUCAGCUGGGCGACAGGGUCCUGGAGGAAGUGGACGUCCUGAACCACAGCGGGAAAUUUAGCGGCGGGCAGCUGGUGAGCCAGAGGAGCAUCCCCUCAGGGAACAUCCGGGGCGACCAGAUCGCCUGGGUGGAGGGACACGAGCCCGGCUGCAGGAGCAUCACGGCGCUGAUGGCUCACAUCGACGAGGCCGUCAUGUACAGCGCCGCCAACGGACAGCUGGGCGACUGUGUCAUCAAUGGACGCACCAAGGCCAUGGUUGCAUGUUACCCGGGUAACGGGGCAGGGUAUGUCCGCCAUGUUGACAAUCCUAACGGUGACGGUCGCUGCAUCACAUGUAUCUACUAUCUUAACAAGAACUGGGAUGUGAAGAAACAAGGAGGGUUGUUGCAGAUCUACCCUGAAGGUAAAAAUGUGGUCGCCAACAUCGAACCUCUGUUUGACCGACUGCUCAUCUUCUGGUCCGACCGCAGGAACCCGCAUGAAGUCAAGCCGGCCUACGCCACUCGCUAUGCCAUCACAGUCUGGUACUUUGAUGCCAAAGAGAGAGCAGAGGCAAAAGAGAAAUACUUAUUAGCAACGGGACAGAAAGGUGUUCAAGUGCCUGUCACUCAAAACAACAGGACAUAGACAUCUGUUUGGUGGAGAGCACUCUGAAACGUUAUGUGCCUUCCAAAACCGCUGAUGGACGUUGUGAUGGUAAAAGGGAGACGCUGCUAAACUGUCAGUCGACUCUGCAGCUCCAGGCCACUCUGAACAACUUCAGCUCUCAGAUCCAUGUUUUCCUGCCAUUUGAUUGGCCUGCUGCUGAUCAAAGUUACGGCAGAUACAGAGCACAACGCACUGGAUUGGAUCGUGGUAAAGGUGAAUGACGCAUCGUCAUAACUGGCUCAGCCUCACUGAAUCAUCCAUGAAGACAAGAAACUGAAAAAAAGGACUCCUUGAUUGCAUUUCGUCGGGGUUUUGCCUGUUCUGUUAUCAGCUAUGUGACUUUUUAUGUUUUACUCUGCUCUAGUGUCAGUUUCAAUUCAAACACAAGAUGCAUAAAUGAUCCAUCAGAGAACAGGGGGUGAAAGAAGUCGUAAUCUAUGAAGUUGUAUGUGAAAGACUUGUUUCUCCCUUACUGUGA